Molecule: messenger RNA, 555 nt
Organism: Trichomonas vaginalis G3
Lineage: Eukaryota; Parabasalia; Trichomonadida; Trichomonadidae
Product: regulation of choline O-acetyltransferase protein
Exons: 1
Coding region: 1-555 (184 amino acids)
Biological process (GO): cell adhesion; proteolysis
Cellular component (GO): cytoplasm; membrane
Molecular function (GO): metalloendopeptidase activity
Source: RefSeq, a predicted model, not a curated record
AUGUGCCCUUCUGGAAAGGCAACAAUUCAGGGUUUGACAUAUUAUGGUGAUGAUCCUUGCGCAAGUUACACAUGCAAUGGAUAUACAAGCUUUACACUUGAUGUUAUAACAGAUGAAACAACUAAUUCUACAACAUCUUUCACAUGUUCUUCAAAAGGACAAACUUAUUCGUUUACUAGGUUUUUUACUUCCACGACAUACACUCAAAAAACAAUCACCUGCCCAUCACCAGAACAAUUGUGUAGAACUAGAGAAAUGUUAGAACAAUACUUUACUUCUGAUCCAUUUUCAGGUGUUGUCUUUCCAACUCCAAAACCAACACCUGCUGCAACUCCACCAUCAACUCCUAAGCCAACUCCAGAAGCUACUCCUGCUUUUGAUUCUAUUCCUGAGUUCGAGCAAAUAAGAAUUACAAAUGAUAAUAGAUUCUUCAAUGGAACAUAUUCAGAUCCACAGGCAUGCACAACAGUUGGACAACAAGUCACUUGGGGAGGAACAACAUAUACAUGCAGAUCACAAGAUAUUAUGACGGCAGCUCAAACUGCAGCUUACUAA